Molecule: messenger RNA, 924 nt
Organism: Metarhizium brunneum ARSEF 3297
Lineage: Eukaryota; Fungi; Ascomycota; Sordariomycetes; Hypocreales; Clavicipitaceae
Product: Oxidoreductase swnR
Source: RefSeq, a predicted model, not a curated record
AUGAGCAUUGCUAUUGCUGGCUCAGGCGAUCUUGCCCGCUACCUCGUAGAGGAGCUUCGCCGAGCAGGUCAACCCGUGGUCAUCCUUUGUCGUACAAAGAAAAGCCAUUUUGAGCUUCCGGGAGUCACUCAGAAAGAAGUAGACUUCAAGUCUGUUGAUUCCUUGAAGAGUGCCCUGGAUGGUUCUGUGGCCUUGAUCUCAGUGAUUCUCGACUACACCAUGGCUUAUACGGAAAGCCACAUGAACCUGAUAGCAGCUUGCCGUCAGACUUCGACUUGCCGACGCUUCAUCCCAGCCGAGUACGGAACAGACACCGCAGAUUAUCCGGACCAACCAGGAUUCGAGUAUGCCAAUCACGAGCCGGUACGCCAGGCACUACGCGAACAAAACGUCUUGGAGUGGACAUUGGUAUGCUGUGGUUGGUUGGCCGAUUACGUGCUGCCGGUAAAGAACCGCUACAUCAAAGAUAUCGGUGACUCGGCUCCAUUCAACUUGUCAAGCAAGCGAAUCGUUAUUCCUGGAACUGGUAAAGAGCUGCUCGACGUCACCUCCGCACGAGAUCUCUGCAAGGCGCUUGUUGCAUUGACGAAAGCUCCGGCAGGAAGCUGGGAGCGAUACACUUAUGUCUCUGGCGAGAAAACUACUCUGGGACGCAUGUCACAGCAAGUACAAGCAAAAUAUUCAACCCUCGAGUUUACUACUAAACACAUCAGCCUCAACCAGCUUGUUAAUGCUGUACGUGAGGCAAAGACGCAGGAGGAACGCAUUGAAGCCGAGUACGGCAUCGUCACUCUGAGCAGCAAUGGUGGUUUUGAUCCGGCCUUUGUCCAAAAGCAGCGAGGAACGUACUUCAAAGAUGUUCGGUUCCGGUCGGUUCAGGAGUUGCUGGACGAGGUGGACAAGCAUCCGGACUCUAUCAUCUAA